Messenger RNA from Eufriesea mexicana, 1543 nucleotides. RefSeq lists its product as uncharacterized. The coding region runs from base 2 to 1183 and encodes 393 amino acids. Gene Ontology annotation, biological process: ubiquitin-dependent protein catabolic process via the multivesicular body sorting pathway. Gene Ontology annotation, molecular function: ubiquitin binding. NCBI's taxonomy places the organism in Eukaryota, Metazoa, Arthropoda, Insecta, Hymenoptera, Apidae. The transcript is spliced from 4 exons. Gene Ontology annotation, cellular component: ESCRT I complex. The record is from RefSeq and is a predicted model, not a curated record.
UAUGACUCGUUCUUCUGUAUCAGCACAAUGUGAUUUAUUUGCAUCUUAUAUGGAUGGAAUUCACGUUAAAAUUGCAGAAGCUUAUAAACCUCCAAGAAAAAUAUGUUUACCAGCUGCAUAUAAUAAUAAGCUACCAGAUGUAUCGAAAUUAACUUAUGAUUUCAAUUUGGAACGAUCAGUAUUGGAAAAGAUGACAGAAUGGCGGAAUGUUAGACAAGCAAAUAGCAAAGCUCGGCAUGCACGAUUAGAUGAGAAAAGAAAGAAACAAAAAAAUGAAUUUUCACCCCCACCACCACCUCCAUUACCUGAUACUUCAAAGCCUAUAAAUGCACCUGUGCCAGAAACAACAAUUCUUACUCCACAACCUUUAUCUCCACCUGCUAAUGACCUUCAAGAUCAUGUAAAAGCAAAUGGUCUUGAUUUUGCUGAUUUUGAUAAUGAUACAAGCAGUCCAUUUGACAACAUGGAACUAAAAACAAUCAAUGAUAUGGAAGAACUUGCUCAGGUAUUACAACCUACAUCUCAGUGGGUACCUCCAGCAAAAUUAGAAAGUUUAUUGAAUGAUUUAACAGUUAAUGAUAAAUCAAAAACUCAUAUACAAAAAAAGAAUGAUAAUGUCAAAAGUGAAACAACUGAUCAGAAAGAAGGUAAUGAACAAGAAAAUAUCAAACAUCGAAGUGUAUCUGCAAUUGUACAAGAACUUCAAAGAGAUUUAAAAAGACCAAUCUUGGAGGAUUGGAAACCUUGGCCAAAUUUAGAAGGCCCUGACACUAGCACUCAUGAAACAUUAAAGCAAGAAGAACCAAUAGUAGCAAAUCAAGUUGCACUUGUGAAUUUAUUAUUGGAUUUAACAGAAGAAGAUAAAAAGUUGGCUCGACAUUUGAACGACAUGGGUUUUCCUUUAUCGAGAGCUGCUCGUGCUAUACGCGAUUUAGGUGGUCAAGAUAAUAAAAAAAUUGUAGAGUAUUUACUAGCUGUUCAAGCUUUAGAAGAAAUCGGAAUUUCUGGGGAGGAUGCUGAAAAAGCUCUUGCCCUUACAGAAUACAAUCAAGAAAAAGCCAAAGUUUACUAUGAAAAUCUAUGUAUCUUACGAGAUUUAGGUUUUCCUGAAGAAAGGGCAUCUGCUGCGCUUUUAAAAUGUAAUAUCGAUCGUGAUAGAGCUUUAGAUCUUCUCAUAGCUUGAAUGUGAAAUUAUAUAAAAAAUAUUCAUAUGGUCUAAACAAAUUGUUCACUAUAUGAAAGAUAUAAAUUUUCUUAAUAUGCAAAAUAAUUAAAAAAUGAAGUUAUAAAAAAACAUGUAAUUUAAAAAUGGUCGUGUAAUGAAUAAAAUAAGCAAUUCUUUUGCAUACUGAAAGUUUAAAAUGCUAGCCACUGUAAUAGAAAAUAAUAUGUAAAUGUUUUGAUAUUAACCCUUUGCAUUCCGUUGUGGCUACUAUGGCGAUAAAGGAGUUAGUAGCUUACUUAACAAUCAUACCCCAGCGGCGACAACGGAGUGCAAAGAGUUAAUUUAUACUGAUCAUUACUGAAAAAUGUAAAUGAUACA